Messenger RNA from Polyodon spathula (Mississippi paddlefish), 4483 nucleotides. RefSeq names its product transport and Golgi organization protein 6 homolog. Gene Ontology annotation, biological process: protein secretion. Lineage: Eukaryota; Metazoa; Chordata; Actinopteri; Acipenseriformes; Polyodontidae. The coding region runs from base 2555 to 3490 and encodes 311 amino acids. The transcript has 6 exons. The record is from RefSeq and is a predicted model, not a curated record.
UAAUGAUUCCCCUAAUUUUGUCAUUACUUUUGAUAUGAUGACAGCCAACCCAGUGAAAAGCUUGCACAGGUUCUGAGAGAUGACCAGUUCAUUCUCUAGAACUAUCCUUUUUGGUGAGCUACUGUAUACAGGUGUUAAGUCUAAUGAAGAGUCCCAGCCAGCCUUUUUGAAGGAGGGAAAAAGAAAUCACAGAAUAAUGUCUUCAUGGAUGUCAAGGUGUUAUUUUGUCAGGUCUUGUCAUGAACUGUACUACUAAACCAAGCAAGAUGAGCACCCAUUGGCUGACCUUUUGGUAACCCAUCUCAUCUACAGGGUCUGACAGGUAUGACAGUGGAGGGGGAGCAGGAGGAUGAAGAACCUCUGCCCCUGACUAGCAUGAGUCUCCUGGAGCUGGAGCAGCAUCUAAUCCAGUAGGCUGCGAGGCAGGAAGAAAGGCUGUUGACAUUACAGCUGCUAGCAACAAUGUGUGAGAGGCUCUCCACACUCUGUUUCAUAACCCGGUCCAGGUCAGUCACAUGAUUAAUGUCGGCUUGCAUGGGUUGUAGGUUGGAGGAGGUAUUUCCUCAAUUUGGUGUCGAUGAUCCACAGGUGUAAGUGUUCUGUGUGCUGUGUAACCUAUGCACCCACAUGGUGAGAAUGUGUUUGAAGGUGACCAAUAAAAUACCCAUUUUGGUGACCUUAGGUUUUUCUCCAUAUAAAUAUGACCCAAGCAAAUAACCUUAGCUUGUUUCAAGGGCUUUAUAAUAAAAAUGAAUUAAUUUUUGUUAAAAGAGCCAUAUUGAUGCUCAGGGAGUUCUUUCUAAUGGAAAAAACUAAAACUAAACAGCUGACUGGAUAGUAGAAAAUAGAAAUACAAUUGAACCAGACUGGAAAAGACACAGCUUCAAUAAGUUUGUGCUCAUGUUUUAACAUAUCAGUUUGCUUCUACCAAAGAAUACAGAUUUCCUUUGUAGUCUUUUCAAACCCAUUAAGAGCCUUAAAUAAUAUACUUCCUGUCUAAAUCAAAGAGCCUAACUAACCCUAAACCUAACCCAAGGCCCAGUUGAACUCUAUAUAUACACACGUUUUUAAGGCUUGUUCUUUGUAAAACUGAGACACCCGUUUCAUUCACCUGAUCCACCCAUUGCCUCUGGCGAUACUGAAAAGCAGAUGGGAAGCAGCUGUAGACUUCACCCAACACCUGUGUCAUAUUACUUUAGGGUUGAGACAAACCCAGCCUCACAUACACGAAAUGGCUGACUAUGAUCACAUUAUUGUGUAUGGGUUACAAGCGUAAAACAGAACAAAAACACUUCUGCUUAUAUCCAGAUUAUGAAAGAAAUGUAUAUGUAUAUGACGUGUGUUUUUCAUAGGCAAAAUAUUCUGCAAUGACUUGUAUAGUUAGCACAGUGUAUACCUGCGGACCUCUUUUUGACUAGACAAUUAACGGGCAUGGGUUUUUAUAAUUGAGGAUCGAAUUAGAUGAAAUUAAACAUACUUCUGUUGCCUGUGUUUAGACAUUAUGACAUCUGAUUACUUGUCUGCACUUUGUUUCUUUCUUUCUACUUAAGCAUACAGUAUUUAAAUUGUUUAUAAAUCAAGCUCAGUGCACCCUAUUGACUUGUGCUUUAAACUUUUUUUUUUUUUUUUUUACAAAAUUAAAGUUUGUUUUUUUCCCUAGAAAAAAUGCCAAGAACUAUUUAAUGCAAACCUAUUGUUGUUUAAAUAAACAACACGGUUUCUGUGAACAGACCCAGUCAUGCAAAUCUGACAGUCCAGGGUUAUGUUACUGGGUUAAAUGUUGCAAUCCUGUCAUUAAGCAAAAUGAUCAAUAGAAAUUUAAAUCCAAAUUUUAAAUUUCAUAAUCAUAGCAAAAGUAGGUUACUCCUCAUUAAUUUUUCAUUUGCCUGGGCUAAUUUGAGAUACUGCCUUACUUCUGCUAGCUGCUUUGGGACUAAUUCCAAAUUAAUAUGACUCUGUUAUGUCCUGGAUAAAGAUCUAAGAUGCCUUAUGCAUGCUGUCUUUAAAGGGUGAUUAUUCAAAUGCCUGAAGUUGAAAUGAUUGCUGUUAACAAUUGAAGUUUAAUGCUGUACUGUACACACCAAAUUAAUAAGAGUAUAAGAUUCUGGGGCAAUGUCUUUACAUAUAGUAGAUAUUGGUCAUGGUGAUCUUUAUGAUAAUCAUAGCUAAUAUUUGUACCAAUAAUUAAGUCAAAAUUAUUACAAAGGUUCUAGAAGGUUCCCCAUGCAGUGCCCUAAACAUUAUUUUAAUUAGUCCUGCCAUAGCGCUACAGACUUCAUAAAAGUUCUUGUGUUCGUCUCCAUUCACUUCCUGUGUUACAGAUAAUAUAGUCUUCCUGAUCUUGCAUUGUUCCCUAUGUUCAGCAGAAAAAGCAAGUGGUCGUUUCUGGUGUGGUCCUACUGCUUGUAACACAGGAAGUGAGUUUUUCGUCUUUUAAAGGGGCUUCAAACUUUACAUUUUACAUUUUUUUUAAAGCCUUAAAAAUUACAAGGAAUCAUACAAACAUCAUCAAAGGAAUUGCACGUUAAUUCAGCUUGUAUAUAAAUAUAAAAAUAUGUAUGAGGUUUUCUGUUGGGUGUGUUAUCGGCAGGUGAUUGAGUUCAUCUCUGCCAUGUUGAAGCGAGCCUGUGUCAGUCUGGAUCUGGGUGUGAAAGGAACAGUGGCAGCAGAGACACUCAGCAUGGGAAUGGGACUCAUGGCUACCAUAUUAGCUGGGGCAGUCAAGCUGCAGUCAGAUUAUGCUGCAAUGAAGGAACUCUUGCCUCUUUUAGACCAAAUAUCCCAAUGGCACCCUGAACAAGUUAUCCAAGAACUGGCCUCAGAUUUACACCUCUCCAUUGCUACUCACGGAGAGUUUGCCGCUGAAACUGUGGCCAGGGCAGCUCGCAACACAGCCGGGAAAGAGGAACUGAUACCAGAGAGACGUUCUGAAAACACUGCGUCCAAAACAACUGAGAAAGCAGAGAGUAGAAACAGUGACAAGACACCAGGCACUGGUGUGAUGAGUCAGACAUACACUGCACACUGUAAAACUGCAGACCCAGUUUCAGAUCCCGUGCCUCAAAGCAGCAGCAGAGGAGAUCCAUAUGCUGAUCCUGCAGGGCCCAGGAGACCUGCUCACAAAGGACAUGAGGGAUCCUCUCCUACCCAGAAGGGCAGCCUUUCCAUCUUUCAUGGCUUUCUUCAAGUUUUCAACACAGCUGAGUUUUGUCUGACAGCCGUUAUAAAAACUGACAGUGAAGCAGAGGUGUGCCGAGCAGCAGUGCACAUCAUUGCUCUUCUACUGCGUGGACGGAAUGACAAUGCCACACAGAUGCUCAGUGGCGUGCUGCGGGAUCUGUACCGUGUCCUCAAGCAUGUAUUGCAGCACGACCUCGAUGAUGUCACCAUGAUCUACGCCCACCUGGAGCUGGAAGAGCUUGAUGAUGUCAUGUGGCGCUACAUCUUCCUAGCACAGAAACUCGAGAAGAAGAUUGUGGUGAUCCCUUAGAACCUGCUGUUUCUGCACAACACUGAGACUACACGCUGCUCCCACCUUUGUCGCCAGGACACUACAAACUGCUCCUACCUUCGUCGCCAGGAGUCUACACGCUGCCCCCACCUUCGUCGCCAGGAGUCUACACGCUGCCCCCACCUUCGUCGCCAGGAGACUACAUGCUGCUCCCACCUUUGUCGCCAGGAGACUACACACUGCUCCCACCUCCACUGCUUCCACCACCAGGAAGAGAGCAGCAGAAGCGCCACGACAAGGGCGCCACGACAAGCCAUCCUGUGACAACCAUAGACAUAGUUGAAUGAGAUAUGAGUCAUCCUGUGACUUUUUCUUAUAUUAUACUCAUCAAUUUUGAUAUUAGUUUUUUUUUUUCUUCACAUACUUGUUGGAUGACAUCUGCAAAGAAGCGAUCAAGAUAUUUUCUUCCUUAGGAUCUUUGAAAAAAUACCAUUCAAAAAUCAAAUUUAUCUUUAUUAUAAUAUAUGUGUUUUUGAAAAAGGAAAAUGUGUGUACUUUUACUGAAAUAAUUUUGUCUGCAUUAAGUGUGGUUGUUUGCAAAAUAAGUUACUUUUUUAUAAACCAUUUUCACACUUCCAUUGUAUAGUGGAAGUUGUUAUUUUAAGCUUGUCAUAGAGACUUAUUCCCUAACAGAAGAGUCAGGAAAAUUCAAACUAUAACCCAUAGAAGACCGAUUUAACCAAAAGCAUUAUAAUAAAUAAAAAUAUGGUAACCAUUGUAUCCUGGAUAAUCCUGCAGUUGAAGUUGGUUUGUUAUCUUUGAGCUUAAGUGCAGCUAUAGAGAAGGUAAUACAAUUGAAAGGUGAGGUCAGAAUUCUGAAUGGAGUCAUAUCUGGGAUGUUAAGACUCACCUAUGAGAAAUCAACCACAAUCAAUCACAAUUUCAGAUUUGUCAAAAGGCUUCCUGUGUACAGAUGUUACCAAGGUAUAGAACACUACAGCAGAAUUAAAGUCAUGUGUUUUUGUGUGUUUA